Molecule: messenger RNA, 330 nt
Organism: Staurois parvus
Lineage: Eukaryota; Metazoa; Chordata; Amphibia; Anura; Ranidae
Source: the annotation of a GenBank genome assembly
UGUCCCUCAGACACAGCGGAUCACGGAAAGAGCCGAAGAUGGGAUAUGUACACUGAUCAUCAGGGCACUGAUGAUCAGUGUGCCCUGAUGAUCAGUGUGCCCCAGAAGUGCCACCUGUCAGUGUCCAUCAGUGCCAGCAGUCAGUGCUCAUCAGUGCCACGUGCCAGUGCCCAUCAGUGCCACAUCAAUGCCACAUAUCAGUGCAUACCAGUGCACAUCAAUGCCACAUAUCAGUGCCCAUCUGAGCUGCCUUUCAAUGUCACCCAUCAGUGCCAGUCAGUGCCACCUAUCAAUGCCAAUCAGUGCCACCUAUCAGUGCCGCCAAUCAGU